Messenger RNA from Paramecium sonneborni, 459 nucleotides. Lineage: Eukaryota; Ciliophora; Oligohymenophorea; Peniculida; Parameciidae. The record is from the annotation of a GenBank genome assembly.
AUGGACUCUCUUUUUGAAAGUAAUCUUCCCUUUAGUACUAUUCCUAUUUAGCAAUAUGGACUAAAUCAAUUGACUCACUACUCUAGAAAUCAAUCUCUCUAAAAAUCUGAUUUUUCACCUCAAUAAAUACUUUUAGAUUUAGGUGAGAUGUGCAAUAUAAGAUAUUUACUCAUUGAAAAUCUUAAAUAUGGAUGUGAAAUCUCAGUAUAUGUCAGCGAAUUCAAAAAUGGCCCUUUUAUUUCAGUUCAUAAUAAACAAUUCUUUCCUUAACAUAAAUUAAGAAGAAUUAAAUUAUCAGCACUUCCAUGCAAAUUUAUUAGAAUUGUUAUUCAUAAAGGAGUUCAUAUUCAAACAAAUCAAAUCAAACUUAUUGGUUCUACAAACGAAAAAUUAGCAGAAGAAGGAUAUUUUAAUGACUUUAAAUUACUAGUCACUAAUCCAUCUAGAAUUAUGUAUUGA